This is a messenger RNA of Penicillium argentinense, 1434 nucleotides long. Its product is annotated as putative C6 transcription factor. NCBI's taxonomy places the organism in Eukaryota, Fungi, Ascomycota, Eurotiomycetes, Eurotiales, Aspergillaceae. The coding region runs from base 1 to 1434 and encodes 477 amino acids. The record is from RefSeq and is a predicted model, not a curated record. The transcript has 3 exons.
AUGAAGGUCGGCCUGAAUGUCGGAAUUGCUGUGUCUAUGGCCGCCCAUGUCCGGGAUACCGACCUGAUGCGCCAGAGCGCAAAACCUACGUCAACAGACUUCUCUGGGGCCAUAGAUAUCCAGCGUGGAAACCCCACGCGGGGAACUCCACUGACCAUGCUGCCAAUGCCCGAUGCUACUUGGGAGCAGCGUGCACUUUGCUACUUUUUCGACCAGUAUACGAUUACUGGGGAUGUCGAAGAUGGCAUGAGUCAUCUCGAGUAUCUGCCACCGUUGUAUGCACGCUGUGGCGAGACGGGCGACCGAGGGUUGUCGUCCAUAUGUCUUCGCCAGGCAGUAGAUGCAACUUCCCUAAUGACCCUCGCCAACGUAUCCAAUGCACCGCCACUCAUGAUGAAAGCACGUCAGGGCUAUGGGAAAGCAUUACGAAGCCUACGAGAUGCAUUGGCCGAACCAGAAACGGCCAUUAAAGAUGAAACCUUUGCUUCUGUUGUUCUCCUCUCGCUGUUGGAAGAUAUCACUGGUGAACGCAAUGGGUUGUACAGCUCCCACACGGCGGGGUUUGAAUUUCUGAUGCAAAUGCGAGGAGCGGGCCAGCGUGAUCACCAGAUGGGUCGUGACAUGUUCAACUUCGCCUUUACACAUACUUUCGUUGAAAUACUCGCACUGGGUGAUAAACCACGAUUUGACAUCGAUUGGGUCCUGUCCCAGUUGGAUAAUAACGAUCCUAUUGAACGGCUUAUGCUUGCCGCUUCCAAGCUCAGCAACCUCUUUCUCGCCAUGCAAUCAUCUCCCAAACCACCUGAUCAAUCGAUUGUGGAAUCAUGGAUUUCCGCCGGCCGUGAAUGCGACUUCGAGCUGGCCCAGUGGACACUGCAUCUUCCCGAGCGUUGGCUGCCUCUAGUUGUCUAUUCAAGUCAAGGCGAACCACUCAUCACCUACAACCGCAUCUCUAACGCCGUGAUUUGGAACUAUUACCGAGCAGUGCGAGUAAUGCUUCAGCAAUUGCUUCUCAACCUAAACCGCACCCUUCUCGCCAUCGUCAAGAAAAAGGCCAAGCUCGGCGGCUCUCCGUCAACCCAGUGUGCACUAAACGAGGGCAGUCUACGGGCCAUCAUCCAGGAAAUGACCACAGAUGUCUGCCGCAGCAUCCCGUUUUCCCUCGGCGAUGUUGACAGCCUCGGCCGGCCGACUCGACCGAAUGAGAGCGGCCGAACUAUCCGGGCGGCCCAGGGCUAUGGACUGCUCUGGCCGCUGUGGUACAUCCUCUCUUGUGGCAUGCCCACACCUGCGCAAGUUAUACAGAUCCGUGCCGUGCUCUCUCGAGUGGGGUCCAAGCUUGGGAUCAGGCUUGCUCUGAUCUUAGCGCGCGAGGCUGAACGGAUCCGUGGCGACCCUAGCUCUGCGCGGGCACCGGUGAUCGGCCCAGAGUGA